AAUAGAGAGAUGACUACGACUGGUACGAGAAAUUUUAAGGAAAAACGGAUUUCAAAGAGGCGUCGACUGAGUAGACAUGGGCCCAAUUGGUCGGAUCUCCCCCUCGACAUCCUUGAACGUAUAAUUGGACGUUUGCGUUGGGUAGAUCGAAGCCGGAUACAAGCAGUUUGCAAGGCUUGGUCAGUCCCAAACACUUGUAUUCCUGCUAUUGGUGAACUCCCCUGGGCAAUGAAAUUUUGUUGGCGUUAUGCCUCUUUGUAUCUAAUACAAGGUGAGUGCCGGCUGCUGGACCCUCUUUCCAGAGAGUACCUUGUCGAAGAAAGGAGCAGAGGACUAGAGUAUCUACUUUUCCUUGAUGCACGACCUUGUGCUUCUUUAUAUGGGUGGGUAAUUAGGCUUCCGUAUUUAGGGGGACCUCCCACAUUUCAGGUGGCGGCGUUUUCCUUGAAUGCAACAUCCCCAAAAGGUACCAUCUUUCUUUUGUGGAGUGAAAAUGGAAAAAUUUGUAUUAAGUUAUGUUCUGCCGGUGAUUGUUCAUGGAAGACUUUUGAGUUUGAUGGUUUUGAUCGGUUUAAUCGUGCUAAUGAUGCUGCCUACACCAACGGAGUUUUCUAUUGUGUUUUUAGAGGAGGACAAUUGGGUGCCUUCAAUGUUGAACUUAAAGGGUGGACUAUUCUGGUUGAUCAUUGUCCACUCGUUGAUCAUUGUCCACUCUCACGAAGUAGUGUGCAUUAUGCUAAACUCAUUGUGUCUGGUGCAGAUCUGCAACUGUUGUCUGAUAGCUCAUCUUUGGAACUCCUUAAGCUUGAUUUUGCAAAGAUGAAUUGGGUUUAUGAAAAUGAUUUGAAUAACCGGGUGUUGUUUAUCGGGUGCACUUCUUUCUCUGUUCCAGCAGUGGGGGAAGCAAAUGUAUUGGCAAAUACCAUAUUCGCUUCUGGUACUUUGAUGCACCCCAAAGUUAGAUUUUAUGGCAGCACAUCUCCAAGGCAGUCGAGACUCUACCGUAAGUGUGUUGAGGCAGCAAAGUGCGACAGGAUUUGGAUUGAACUUCCGUUGGGUGGUAUUUGGAGAGCCGAUGAUUUGAUUCAUGCUGUCUAGUUGAAUGCUGCAAUGCAAACCAACCAUCAACAGCAUUUUUUAUUUGUGUUUGGAUCAAUUAAUUAUUCCUGGAACAUCAUA
Hibiscus syriacus is the source of this 1179-nucleotide messenger RNA. RefSeq names its product F-box/kelch-repeat protein At1g57790-like. The transcript is spliced from 2 exons. Gene Ontology annotation, molecular function: protein binding. NCBI's taxonomy places the organism in Eukaryota, Viridiplantae, Streptophyta, Magnoliopsida, Malvales, Malvaceae. The coding region runs from base 10 to 1098 and encodes 362 amino acids. The record is from RefSeq and is a predicted model, not a curated record.